Nicrophorus vespilloides is the source of this 874-nucleotide messenger RNA. Its product is annotated as mediator of RNA polymerase II transcription subunit 22-like. The record is from RefSeq and is a predicted model, not a curated record. Gene Ontology annotation, cellular component: mediator complex. Gene Ontology annotation, molecular function: transcription coregulator activity. Gene Ontology annotation, biological process: regulation of transcription by RNA polymerase II. The coding region runs from base 61 to 483 and encodes 140 amino acids. NCBI's taxonomy places the organism in Eukaryota, Metazoa, Arthropoda, Insecta, Coleoptera, Silphidae. The transcript has 3 exons.
CACCCAUUGCACUUCACUUUUCAGUCGGUUUCAGACAUUGUAUAGGAUCGUUUAAGUAAAAUGUCUGGAGGAAGAGUAUUACCACAAAGCAAAGAAGCUCUAUUAAAAUCAUAUAGAACAAGGCUUCGUGAUGAUGUGAAGAGUAUGCUGGAAAACUUUGAAGAAAUUGUCAAAUUGGCAAAAGGAGAACAUGAUACACAGUUAUCGAGGAUGACUCAAUGUGAGCAGGAUACUUAUGAAAUGCAUGUGAGAGCAGCUAAUAUUGUGCGUGCAGGAGAAUCCUUGAUGAAGUUGGUAUCUGAUAUAAAGCAAUAUUUAAUAUUGAAUGAUUUUCCAUCUGUGAAUGAAGCAAUUACACAAAACUCAAAACUAUUCCGUACCAAGCAAGCUGAAUGUGAUCAAAAGUUAAUGAGUUUGAGGGAUGAUAUGGCUGCUGAUUUAUAUGAUUUGGAAGAGGAGUAUUAUAACAGUAUUAAUAAAUAGCAUUAGGUUUCAUUUUUUGUUCCCAUUAUGAAUAUUAUUUUUAGAGUUUAUUUUGAUCUAAGUUUAUUAUUUUUAUAUUCAUUGUCUAUGCAAUAAAUUAUUGUUAAUAGAAACCUAUGGAUCUCUUAUGUUAUGAGUUAACUAAAAUAUAAAUUAGUAAACUCAUAAUUAUAUUAUUUUAAUAAGUCAUUUAAAUGUACAACAAUAUCUCGGAUAAUUUGUUCACUCAAUAUUCCUUAUUGUUUGAAAACGGAUUAAUCGAGUACUCGACACUUCUAAAAAAUAUAAUUCUGUACUAAUAUUUUAGAAUUUAUUUUGCUCUAAUGUUUAUGAAUGUUUUUUUUUAAGUUUGUCAUAUAAAUGAGAUGCGUCAAUACAAUUCUUAAAUUAA